Messenger RNA from Conger conger (European conger), 3796 nucleotides. It is a transcript of the gene fbxo28, whose product is annotated as F-box protein 28. Gene Ontology annotation, molecular function: protein binding. The record is from RefSeq and is a predicted model, not a curated record. Gene Ontology annotation, biological process: protein polyubiquitination. NCBI's taxonomy places the organism in Eukaryota, Metazoa, Chordata, Actinopteri, Anguilliformes, Congridae. Bases 5 to 1102 code for a protein of 365 amino acids. The transcript is spliced from 5 exons.
GAAGAUGGCGGCUGUAGAAGAGCGAGUGGAGAGGGGUACCGGAGCGCUAGAUUCCGAUUCUGUUUCACCCAGAUUAUCCACUCCUCCACCGGAUCAACCCCACCAGAACAACCCACUCUUGGGACUUCCCAUCGUGGCGAUCGAGACCAUUCUGAAUUUUUUGUCUUACGACGAAAUCAGUCUGCUGCGCUUGGUGUGCAAGCGGAUGGACAUGAUCUGCCAACGCAUGCUAAACCAGGGCUUCCUCAGGGUCGAGCGCUACCACAGCCUGUGUCAGAAGCAGGUGAAAGCCCAGCUGCCAAGGCGGGAGUCGGAGCGGAGGAACCACUCGCUGGCUCGUCACGCGGACAUCCUGGCUGCCGUGGAAACGCGCCUCUCCCUGCUCAACAUGACUUUUAUGAAAUACGUCGACUCCAACCUGUGCUGCUUCAUCCCGGGCAAGGUGAUCGACGAGAUCUACCGCGUGCUGCGCUACGUGAACUCCACGCGCGCGCCGCAGAGGGCCCACGAGGUCCUGCAGGAGCUGAGGGACAUUUCCUCCAUGGCCAUGGAGUACUUCGACGAGAAGAUCGUCCCCAUCCUCAAGAAGAAGCUCCCCGGGGCCGACCUCUCGGGACGCCUCAUUGGCUCCACUCCAGUGGCGGGCCCCUCCACCUCGCUGACCACCAUGUCCCUGCUGGCCAAGAACACGCCGUCGCGCUCGGAGAUGACCAAGGUGCAGCAGCAGGUGAAGGUGAACGGGGCGUCCAUGACGGCGAUGCGGCGGGAGAUGUCGGAGGUGCGGGUGAAGCAGCUGGAGCAGCAGAAGCAGCUGCAGGACCAGGAGCAGAAGCUGCUGGAGCAGACGCAGGUGAUCGGCGAGCAGAACGUCCGGCUGGCCGAACUGGAGCGCAAGCUGCGCGAACUGAUGGACAGCGCCGUGGGGGGCGGGGCCGGCGGGGGCCCCACCACUGGCUCCUCCUCCUCUUCCUCCGCCGCCGCCGCCGCCAGCGCUGUGGUUUCGGCCGGGGGGGCGGUGGGCACCGACAGCCCCCCCAGAAAACGCACAAGGAAGAGUUCGGACUCUCCGCGUCAGUCCAAGCGUCUUCGCAGCAAGAAGUAGAGGGUCUCUCCUCUACCUUUCGUUUUUUUUUUUUUUUUGUUCUCUCUCUCUGUUGUUAUGAAGCCCCACCCAUGCCCUGUGAUGUCGUCGUUUCCCCCCCCCCCCCUCUGUUUUGAAUGCCAUUGGGGGAGAGGAUAAGGAAAGGGAGGAGGGGGAGGGGCUCCACAUCAGCCUUUUCGCUUGUGUUGGGGUCACCGUCAUUGCGUAAUAUCACUCCGACACCCACUUACACACGUUCCCCCCUCUUAUACUUAAAUAUGCCCUGGCAUGCAGUUGGGCUUGUUGGGACUCAGCAAGUGGGAAACACUAAGAGAGUGUGAGGCAAGGGCGACUGUGUUCACGAGAGAGGAAGCUAAAAUGGCGUCACACACAAGGAGUCCUACACAGGCUGGGACACGCAAUUAGCCAAAGAGAAUCUUCUGUCUUGUCCAUCCAUGUAGCUGGCGCACUUCGAUGUGGGCAAUGCUCAGGUGGAUGGGCAGCCUAGGGGUUAAAGGUGGCAACAAAAAAAAUGAAUUAUCUUUAAGUGGCCACUGUCAUGCCAUGGUCAGGAGGCACUAGAAAAGCCACUCAGAAAUGAUCGUGUGUAAACGAAAAAAAAAAAAAAAAAAAAAAAAGAUUUCACUCCCUGAUCCACACCCCUAAAACCGCAUUUAUGUUUUUAAAUGUGUGAAGCAAUCAAAAUGCAUUCACUGGCACAAUUUUUUUUUUUUUUUUUACAUGUCAUAGUAUUGCUAUCAGCCAUGUAUAUAAACCCUCUUAUUGCAGAGGACUGAAUCCAGUGGAUCUUGUGCAAAUCAAAUCUUUUGUGUUUUUGGCAGAUAAUUUCUUAAUGAUUUGUUAUUAUUUGAAGCAGGGAGGCGGGGUUGCCCAGUGCCUGUCUGAGCAUGCUACUGUGCUAAACCUGCUACCUGCUGCUUAGACUCAAGUGUACAUGUGUAGUACGUGAGCACCACCCUGUUUGGCAAGCUGUUGUUAAAGUACCCUCUUAAUCCCUCAUACCUAGCAGGAAUGAUUUUACUUUCUUAACCAGGGAUUUGUUUUAUUAUUGGCUAGAACCUUUGCAUUAAAUUGUACUGGUUGUUGAAAAGGAUUUAUUUUUUAAUAAUGACUCCCCUAUAAGCUGGGUAUUAUUUUUUUUUGUUUGUUCGUUGAGCCACUUUCCCGCACAGUAAAUUGGCUUGUGACCAUUGUAUCAUGCAGGUAACAGAUGCUGACAUGAAAACUGAGAUGACGGGUUAUAUCAGUGGAUGGACACCGGACCAAUCAACCAGGUGUCAAAUAUUUCUAAAAACGAGUCUUUCCCCCAAGCUUUCUGUGGGUUCUUCCCCACAGAAAUUCCGUUCGUGAAGGGAGGUCAGAAAAAAGGGGGGGGUGUUUGGUAUUCAUCUUCAGAUGUGACAUGGGCGUUAAUUUAGCAGCAUAUUUGCUUGGAAAAGCCUGAAUAAAGUUGGUAGCAUGGUGUCCAUUCCUCAAACGCUAGCGUGGAAGUGGCCAGACAAAUUGUCUUUUCCUCCUAGAUUCUUAAAGCAUCUCGGAAGUGAUAUUAAUUUUUUUUUUGUCUUGGGCUAGAACAUGUCCAGUUAGAACAGUCUGUUGGAGCCCACACUCUCUAAUUUCAUUAAGGUGGUGUCUUUUGACCUGCUGCUUUGCCUUUAAUGCAAACUUGUGAGUUUUUUUUUUUUUUUUUUUUUUUGUAGGACACAGACUGGAAACUUUUCUCCAGAAUGGUCUGUCAUUUUUCCAUUUUGAUAAUAACAACGUGGUCUGACUCUUUCCUCAUACACCAUAAGAAUAAAUACAUUUAGUUCUCUUGAGGUCUGUUUGAAAUACAAAAGAAAAUACCACCAAGUCCUUGGAAAUAUUCUCGUGUCACAAUUGUAACAUAAUCAAAAUAUGCCAGAAUCAUGUACCUGCAUACAUGUGGUGAGCUUCUUAUUACUGGAAGAUCUAGUUACCACUGAACCAGUUUUCCUUCUGUCUUUAUGACCCCUGAUUUAUAUUACUAAUAACAGUCGUAAGCUAUUUGGUUUAACUUCAUAAAAAGGUCAGAGUUUAUUGCAGUUGAAAGGUUUCCUGACUGGAAUAUUGAUUUCUAGUCAGAUUUAUGGUGUCUUUAAGUCUGUCGUGUUAACGACCUUUGUCCCGUGUAAUCGAGAUUAUGUUGGAGAGGGGAAAAUGUCCCAAUAACCAGGGCAGAUGGGAAGUAUACCAUCCAACAGGAAGUACGUCAUCCCAUGACAGUUUUCUGCCAAGGUUUUGGGAGGUGGCAGAAUGCGAGGAGUUAAGUCACCAUUUGAUUUUGUAGAAAACUUUACAGAUUUACUUCUCCAUGAAUAACCAGAUGUAUUUCACACACUUCUUUAUUGCCUUGUAAGAUAUCUUGUGAAGUCAUCAUUAGAAGCAUUUCAUUAGCUAAGGAUGACAAGCCGCACAUGGUGAGAGAAACUCAAGACGGUUUCCCCUAAGAGUGAGGCAUGCUGGGAAUUGCAGUAAACCACGGAGACAUGCAAAAGGUCUCACUCACGCAUUAAGGUUAGCCUGGCCACUGUGGGCAGACACAGGAAUAUGUUAGCUUGUGGCUUCAUGCGAGUCUCCUGUUUAGAAAUUACUGUACUGUAAUCUUUAUGUAUUUCAGAGUUCAGAUUGUGGAUUAUUUCAUGUAUGUAAAACAAAAAUAAACUAAAUCUUGUA